AUGCCUAUUCAUGUUGCUGUUCGUGCAAGACCGUUGUUCUCCACCGAAAAGCGCUCUUGUGAGCUUGUCAGCGAGGGCAGGCAGAUAGGACUGGCAUAUAAUGGAGCCAAACUACUGUUUGGUAUUCCCCAGUUAUUCAGCGAAGAAGUUACUAAUGGAGAGGUAGCUGACUCUAUUUUACCACCUGUGAUUGAUAAGGCCAUCGGCGGAUGCAUAUCUGCUGUUAUUGCUUAUGGCCAGACAAACUCUGGCAAAACAUAUACCAUUCUGGGAGAUGAGCAUCUUUUUCUGAGCGAUACUCGGCGCAAACGAGGGUUCUCUGCCAAGAAAAGCUCCCCCAUUGAGCCAGGGAAUGAUUGGGACCCUACUCUGCUCCAGUCUAACAAAGAAGGACUCAUCAUACAGGGUUUGCGUCGCAUUUAUAACCUCGGCUUCAUGGUAAAGUUAAGCUUCCUUGAAGUCUAUUGCGAAAGACUCUAUGACUUGCAAACUAGCAAUACUCCCUAUUCAGUCAUGAUCGACCACAGUAGCAAUCCUGAUAGGAGUUUCUACCACACCUCUUCUUUCUCUUCACUACUAGCUCAGCUUAAUACGGGCUCCAUGCCCCAGCUUCAACAAACAACAGGUACCUUCAAAAAUCUCACCGAGACUGUUUGCGACACACUGCAGCAGGCAUUCUCCUGUCUUAAAAGUGCCUGCAAGCAGCGGAUGACGGCGUCGACGGUCCGUAACGACGUUUCGUCGCGCUCCCACUUUCUCGCCAUUAUCACAAUUCUUUGCAAACCCCCCAAUCUUGCUGGCGGCUACUCUCCUCUAGGGAAAAUUUAUUUUUGUGAUCUAGCGGGCUCUGAGCGGUUCAAUGCCUUUGGAGCCGUUGGAUCCUCUGUCAUACAUUCACCCGGUCAUAAGGCCAGAGAAGAACGACGUUUGGCAGAGGGCAUAGACAUAAAUAAGAGCCUUCUUACUCUCCGUAAAGUAUUGGAAGACUUAGCCUCCCGUAAGAACCACGUCCCCUACAGAGCCUCCAUGCUCACGAAAAUUCUUCGCACACCAUUUGAGAAUGGAUAUGUUACCUUUCUUGCCACUGUCAACGCAUCUAACACCACGGAGACUAAGCGGACCUUAGACUAUGCAUGCAUAACGAGACGCAUCACAUUCACUAAGGCUCAAUCCGUCGCCUCAAAGACAUAUCAGAAUACGAACUGCAUUUGCCAAGACUGCCUCAGAAGGGUAUUUCGCGGCUCUUUUGGCGCAGAAAGAUAUCCCUCCAUUCUGUUUUGUAAGUUCUGUGGAAACGAAAUAGGCACCUUGUCAGAGACCGAUGAGUCUUUUUGUCACAAGAGAGAAUCGGACAGUGCCAGUGAAGGUGCAUCUGUACCAGAUGGGGUGGAGUCUCUUAGAGUCAAGGGCACUCCGCGUCAUACCUUGGAGAACAUAUCUGGACGCGCUUGCGCACAGUGUGAUCCUGUCAGCUUUUCAGCGGUUCAUAACCUGAAUAGGAAUAUACUUACAUCUAAUCGUUUGAAUCAAGAGGCUUAUAGACCGCUUGCAGCCGAUGACAGUGCAACUGGUAGUAGUGGCGACAAAUCUGAACCUUGUUGGACAAGCAGCAAAGUGGAAAGUACCACCUCAGAUGGUGUCCGAGUGCGGCCGAUUUCUGCCAUAGACAUUGUCACCCAAGAGAUUCAGCCCGUUGAUCCGUCUGCCCAACUUAUCUCUGUUGCGUCACUGUUGUAUGGCUUGGAUGCCCAGAUAGGAGACCAGGCCAGAGAGGCACCAGCUGUCGAGGAUCGCGGACCCAAUGCUGUAGAAACGUCAAUGCAAACUGAUUCACCAAGGAAUGAUGUCUCCGAUGGGCAACUCGAGAGAGAAGACAGAGACGACUCGCCUAGUAUCUGGAGCAUCUAUGAGUCCUCUUUACGCAAAACACAGAUACAUCUUCCUCUUGGAGUGGCGAAAGGAAUGCAGCUCCACAAGUCAUUUCCUGACGUAUCGUCCAAAGAGUAUACUAAGCCCUUGGCCAAAGAGUCCUCACAUAAUGUCUUGGAUAUGCUUGAGGAAUCUAAUAUUCUUCUCCGUAAGUCGUCGCUAAAUCUGUCAACGAUGGACAAAACAAACAAGAAAACAAAUACAACGUAUCUGAUAGCCGUUGUUUGCAAUGAAAUACUGGAAACAAAAGGAUUUGAGCUGAACACACUGGCCCAUAGCACAUUGUGCUUAGAUACGUUUUACACCAUAUUGGCGCGCCUUAUAUGCUUGGGAAACCCUAAGUAUAGGAGUAUCCAGGUAGAAGAUUCCACCGAUUACAAGGUUCUUGUCUAUAAAUUAAAAAAGGAGUCAACGCUAACCUCCUAUAACUAUGAACAACUAAGAAUGGAUGCUUUUUCAGAGGCUUACUGCCAGGUAGAUACCUGUUUUGAGAUGUUUAUGUUGACACUAAGAAAGGCAGAACAAGGAAGCAUCCCAGAGGAAGCAAUGAAGGAAGUUAUUCUGAUGGCCUCUGAGGCCCUGAUAUCUAACCUUGUCAGGAUAGUGUCUAGUGCGAUCUAUGAAUGCUUCGCUGCGCUACUAGAGGAGGUUGAUGGGCAUCUGUCUCUAUCUGCACUGAGCCAGAGAAGCAAAGUGUCCUCAGAUCUUCAGGGAGAGUUUGAAGCAGCAACCUUUGACUCUACAUCUACCAAUAAUAUUAUAAGCUCGUUUCUAACACAAGUUAAGUAG
Giardia duodenalis is the source of this 2718-nucleotide messenger RNA. Its product is annotated as Kinesin-related protein. The transcript has a single exon. Bases 1 to 2718 code for a protein of 905 amino acids. Gene Ontology annotation, molecular function: microtubule binding; ATP binding; microtubule motor activity. The record is from RefSeq and is a predicted model, not a curated record. Gene Ontology annotation, cellular component: microtubule; kinesin complex. NCBI's taxonomy places the organism in Eukaryota, Fornicata, Diplomonadida, Hexamitidae. Gene Ontology annotation, biological process: microtubule-based movement.